Molecule: messenger RNA, 2610 nt
Organism: Hydra vulgaris (swiftwater hydra)
Lineage: Eukaryota; Metazoa; Cnidaria; Hydrozoa; Anthoathecata; Hydridae
Product: monocarboxylate transporter 14
Biological process (GO): transmembrane transport
Cellular component (GO): membrane
Molecular function (GO): monocarboxylic acid transmembrane transporter activity
Source: RefSeq, a predicted model, not a curated record
UUAAACAGCGGUUGGUUUUGCUGCAACGCAGCUGCUCAAACUAACGCAAAAUGAGAUUGACUUAACAAUCUAGGCUACUAAUACAAGUGACUACUGAUACAUUUUUAUUGGAAAGUUUGAAUUUAAAGAUAAUAAACUCUGAAAACAUCUGGGUGUUAUUUACAAGAAAUGUGCUCUGCAAAGAAAAACAAUUUCAAAACCCAUCCAGAUGGCGGAUGGGGUUGGUGUGUUGUUGUUGCAGCUUUUAUUACGCAAUUUAUAGUUGUUGGUCUUCAAAAUUCAUCAGGUGUCAUAUUUAACGAGCUGGUACAAAAGUUUAAUAAACCUAGGGGUGAGACAGGAUUUGUGAGCUCAAUAUCUGUAGGAAUGAUGUUUAUACUGGGACCAUUUACAACUUCCCUAUGCCAGAAGUUUACUUGCCGCAGAGUUUCAGUUUUGGGAGGUUUUUUAUGUAUUUUGGGAAUGAUAGCUUCGGCAUAUGCUAACACAUUAGAGCUUAUGUAUAUUUCAUUUGGUGUAGUAUGGGGGCUGGGUACAAGUUUUUGUUAUUUUCCCGCGAUGAUAGUGUUGGUACCUUAUUUUGAUAAGCGUCUACCGUUAGUGACUGGAAUUGUAUCUUCAGGUAGCGGGUUUGGAACUUUAGUUCUUAGUCCUUUUAUACAAUGGUUUUCACAUCAAUAUGGAGUUAAAAAUGCAUUUUUAAUGUUAGCUGGACUUCAUGGCUUAGUUUUUUUUGCAGGAUUUGUAUAUAAACCAGUAGCUAAAAAGUAUAAGUUUCGACAAAAAAAUAAAAAUAUUUGUAUUGAUUCUGAAGACGAUAACAAAGUUUCUACUUUGCAUGAAAAUAGUUUUCAAGCUGAUGAAAAAAGAUGUUUGACGCCAAUAAAAAAUAAAAUAAAAAUAAGCAAAAAGAGAAAUUUCUUGAACUCUGAUGUUUUCUCAUUGUUUAAAAACAAAUCUUAUCUUGCAUGGUGCUUCGGUUUAUCAAUAUUUAUACUAGGCUACUUUGUUCCGUUUGUGCAUUUGGUAAGAUAUGCAGUUUUAAUUGGAAUUCCUGAAGUAAAAUCUGCAUUUUUAAUUAGCACGUUGUCAAUUUCAUCUACAAUUUUCAAAUUGAUUACUGGGAAGUUAGCUGGAUUAAAAUGUGUGAGCAAAAUGCAGAUUUAUCAAUUCGGUCUUCUUACAAUGGGAAUUGGAACAACAUUAAUUCCAAUUUCACAUUCAUUUUAUGGUCUUAUGGUUUACUGCGUUGUAUAUGGAUUUGGUGAAUCUGUAUUCAUUGUUAUGAUUCCUCUUAUUACUAAAGAUAUUGUUGGUGUCAAAAAGCUUCCUCUAGCUCUAGGUUGUGUGUUUAUGAUUAUGGGAGUUCCAACAACAGUGGGUGCUCCAAUAGCUGGUUGGAUCUACGACUAUUUUAAUGAUUAUUCUUAUGCAUUUUUUGUGGCUGGAUGUAUGAACGUCGUUGGAGUUUUGAUCAUGUUUUUGAUUGAUUAUUUUGGAGAAAAGAGCAGUAACGAAGAAAUUCUUAACAAAGUCACAAAGAGUUGGCUAAAGAAGCAAAGAAAACAAUACAAACACCCAGAAUCAAGUAGUGCAGUGCCUUUUGUUAACCAUCAAUAUUUUGAACCUAAGCGAUCAAUAUUUUAUAAAGAUCUUAACACAAAUAAUUUCAGCGAACUAUCGAUAAAUCAGACAAAAGAGAAUAAUACCAAUAAUUUAGAUGAUAUUAAAUAUUAUUUAAAUUUAUCUGAUAGCAGCAAAAAAAGUAUAAUAACAAAUGAAACAAACUAUAAGCGACAUUUAUUAAAAAGAAUAAAUGAGACUUCAAUAUCAACCUACUCUAAUAAACUUACCUUAAAAAAAGAUUAUAAAAAAACUAUGUUCUCAGGACAAACAUUUAAAAAAAAUAUUCCUCAAAUAAAAAUCUCUUGCUCGUCGAGUAAAAAUAGCAUAAGCAAAGAUUUUAAUAAUGGAAAUGACCACACAAAAAACAGAACUUCAAUUAUUUAUGAUUAUUAUGACCAUGAUAAAGCUCUCAUUAAAGUAGAUGACGCUGAGGAAAUUUUAGUUGUUCAAUCAAUGAUGACAGCAGUUUAAAAUUAUUGUUAGGUUAUUAACGCUAUAUUAAUUUAUAUAUGUGCAAAAAUUAAAGGACCCAAAUACGUCUUUGCCAUUUUCUGGUACUUUUGUGCAUUUCAUUACCUGAUUAAAGUUGGCGGAGGCAUAAAUCUCUAAAAUCCAACUUUAAUAUAUAAACUGUUUGCAUUAAAACCGCCUAGCGUGUUAUGAAACUUUACAAAUUUUAUGGAACAACCACCUAAGUUUCAGACAGGUUUUCUUAAACUUAGUUAUCAAGGGCUUUGUUUAUGGUACGUCAUUGCUCUGAGAAAUUUUUCGUUUUUUAUGAUACUGUAGAUUUUAUCCUUAAAACUGAACUAAACAAGUAAAUUUAUUAAAAACGUCUACCUAAUAUAUUACAAAUGUCUACCUAAUAUAUUACAAACAUCUACCUAAUAUAUGACUAGUUAUGAAGAACAUUAUUAUCUUUAGGGAGAUAAAUACUUUAAAAUAUAAAAAUGUAUGAAUUAUUUUCUCCUACUUAAUUGCUAA